AUGCUUCGGGGUUUGUAUGUAUGUGGAUCAGCGAAAGGUGGAUCUCGUCAGGACCGCACAUCUCGCGAUCUCUCUCAAGUCCUCUGCUCACGGCGUCUGAAGCGAAGAAGAGGAGGAGAAGUGAUUGUUAUUGAAGCCAUGACUUCAGUUCCCAUGGCUGUUCAUUCAGAUUCACACAAGCACAGCAUCCUGAGCAAAUUCAACAAGCUCAGGAAAAUGGACCUUCUGUGUGAUGUCACUCUGGUUGUGGAAGACAUGCACUUCAGAGCGCACAAAGCCCUGCUGGCAGCAAGCAGCGAGUACUUCUCCCUCAUGUUCACGUCAGAAGAUCACAUUAGCCAGUCUACUUUUAAACUGGCAGAUAUGGAAGCCAACAUGUUUUCUGCAGUGCUGGAUUUCAUCUACAGUGCCCAUGUGUCUCUGGAGGAGAGCACUGCAGAGCAACUCCUGGCCACGGCUCAUCUUAUGGAAGUCAAUGACCUUGUCAAAGUGCUCACAACUCAACUCAAAGCCUCUGUAGCAGAAGCUGGAGGUGAUAAGAUAAAGGCAGACAAACCCGAGGUGCUUCAUCUGUCAAAACGCAAAAGGGGACGACCAAAGAAAAAUGUGCCGGCAACAGAACGGCAGGAGAGAAGUUCACCAUGGGAGAGUUUGGAGGAGAGCCAGGCCGAUGAUGUGGACAGUGAUCAUGUAGAUGUUGACUCCCUGCCAAAAGAUGCAGAUAAUAUGACAAGAAGGCACAUAAGCCGACUGAGCAAACGCAAAAUCAGGCCUCCAGUAAAAUACAUGAGUUACAAAGUGGACCAUGACUCUGUAGUAAAUAAAGAGCCAGGGAAAAGAGGAAGGAAAAGAAAAUAUCCAAACACAGAGGCUAGAUGUGAGGACUGCGACAAAGUGUUUAAAAAUCAUGUUCUUUUAAAAAUUCACCAAAGGACUCAUACAGGAGAGAAACCGUUCCGGUGCCAGGUUUGUGGAAAGAGUUUUACCCAGAAGCACACACUGUUGGUUCACCAGCGCAAGCACACGGGAGAGAAGCCGUUUGUUUGUGCCAUCUGUUCCAAGACUCUGUGCACCAAACACUCCCUACAAGAACACAUGAACCUCCACAAAGAAGAGAAGUCCUUCGACUGCGAUAAAUGUGGAAAGUCCUUCACUCAGAAAAAGCAACUUAAAAGUCAUUACAGAGUUCACACAGGUAAAUCGUUCCCAGAAUGUGCUCAGUGUCAUCACAAAUUCCUGGACACAGCUCAGCUGAAAAAACACCUGCGGACUCACACAGGUGAGAAGCCCUUUACCUGUGAGAUUUGUGGGAAGUGUUUUACAGCCAAGAGCACACUACAGACUCACAUCAGAAUUCACAGAGGUGAGAAACCAUAUAACUGCGACAUCUGCAACAAGUCGUUUUCAGAUCCCAGUGCGAGGAGACGACACGUUGUCUCACACUCAGGAAAGAAACCCUUCACCUGCUCUACCUGCAACCUUUCGUUUACUCGCCUGGACAAUCUGAAAACCCACACUAAAUCCCACAGCAAGGAGAGUGUGACGUUAACAGAAUCCACAGAAGCUUCUGCAGCGCCUCAGGAUGGCACGCCCAACAUUCUGCAGCUCCAGCAGUACCAGCUGCCGUCCAGCUCCGAGCAGGAGAUCCAGCUGGUGGUGAACAAUAUUAACUUUGUGUCAAGUCAGGACCAGGAGAUUAGCAUCAUCACUACAGAGGGUGAGACGGCAGAACCAGCCCACUCCCGUCUCACCCUCCUCACCCAGCCGUCGGCACACAUGCAGAAUGUGGCUCUGGUUACUCAGGGUACAGUGGUGGACCACAGCCCUCAGAUUCAGACUGUCAGUAUGCUGGAGGGACAGAUGACGCAGCAGUCCGAGCAGAUGCAUGUUAUCACUCUGAGUAAAGAGGCGAUGGAGGAGCUGCAGUCGCAGCACGGUCCUCCACAGCCUCUUCACCUCGCACAGCAACCCGUCCAACAGCUGCAGGUCCUGCAUCAGCCUGUCGCUCAGGUGGGCAGAGAGCAACACAGUCAGGCCAUUCAUAUCAGCAGCCAGACCAGCCAGCCCAUCUCCAUCAGCAAGACCAGUGAGCAGAUCUCCAACCACCACAUCCAGGGACAAACCUUUCAGAUCCAGGCGGGAACCGUGUCCUACCUGUACACCACAGGACUACAGCAGGAAGGAUGAGCGGGCCGAACUACUGAGGACACAACUCUGAUACUGAUAAAUUCUGCUACAGUGCUUCUGAAAAAUUAGACCUUGUUUAAAGGCAUCAUAACCACACUCAUUGACUGUAUUAAAAAAUGGAUGUUGUCUUAUAA
Solea senegalensis (Senegalese sole) is the source of this 2321-nucleotide messenger RNA. RefSeq names its product zinc finger and BTB domain containing 24 (gene zbtb24). The transcript has 7 exons. Bases 1 to 2187 code for a protein of 728 amino acids. Gene Ontology annotation, molecular function: RNA polymerase II cis-regulatory region sequence-specific DNA binding; protein binding; DNA-binding transcription factor activity, RNA polymerase II-specific. Gene Ontology annotation, biological process: regulation of transcription by RNA polymerase II. Gene Ontology annotation, cellular component: nucleus. The record is from RefSeq and is a predicted model, not a curated record. NCBI's taxonomy places the organism in Eukaryota, Metazoa, Chordata, Actinopteri, Pleuronectiformes, Soleidae.